This is a messenger RNA of Chenopodium quinoa (quinoa), 913 nucleotides long. Its product is annotated as histidine-rich glycoprotein-like. Bases 85 to 711 code for a protein of 208 amino acids. Lineage: Eukaryota; Viridiplantae; Streptophyta; Magnoliopsida; Caryophyllales; Amaranthaceae. The record is from RefSeq and is a predicted model, not a curated record. The transcript has 2 exons.
AUAGCUCACUAUGAUCAUCAAGCUCAUCAUAAAAACAUCCUAUACACUAAUAAUCAAAGUGCCCACAGCCCAGUCACUACCAUCAUGGCUUGCAUGCAAAUGUCCAGGAGUGAAUCCACAGAGAAGAAGUGCAGCGAUGUCUCUCAGGGUUACUACUCAUCUGAUCACAAGCAAGAGGUGCACAAAGUAGCUGGGUGUGCAGUGCCCCACCACGGCCAUGCCACCCAAGGCACUGGCCACCACGGCUAUGCCACCCAAGGCACUGGCCACCACGGCUAUGCCACCCAAGGCACUAGCCACCACGGCUAUGCCACCCAAGGCACUGGCCACCACGGCCAUGCCACCCAAGGCACUGGCCAUCAAGGCCAUGCCUGCCAAGGCAUUGGCCACCAUGGCCAUGCCAGCCAUGGCUCUGGCCACCACGGCCAUGUCAGCCAUGGCUCUGGCCACCAUGACCAUGCCAGCCAUGGUUGUGGACAACAUGGCUCAGCCCAUCAUGGAAUCAACCACCACAACUCUGCGCACCAUGGUGGUACCCACCACCACUCUUCACACCACACAAGCUGCGAUGAGAAGAAGGAAGAAUACAAAGUUUACAAAUCAGGACACAACAAGAGUGAGAUGAAGAUCAAGAAGAAGUCAUCCAAGAAGUGCAGUGAUGACAGCAGUGACAGCGAGAGUGACAAUGAAGGCUGUCGGAAGAAGUGCUAAACGGGAAGAACUCAGCAGUUAGCAUCAGCUAACCCAGGACCAGACUGGAGAUCGUAUGCUACUGAUAAAAAAUAUAGUAUGUCAUAAAUAAUGCCCAAUUACUAGCAUAGCUGGAUUGGCUCAGUGUGUAUUAUGUAAGAAUGGAUGAUUUUCCUAAUUGUUGUCGUUUCUUAUGAUGAACAAUGGUACAAUGCUACUAAAA